AAAAAAGAUGGACGACACAAGUGUCUGUACUCCGCUAACUGCGGAGUCAGACGCUUCAAAUAACACUACCAGUUCCCCUAACGCGGCUUCUCUCACAGAUGCUGACAAAGUAAUAAACACUAAAACAGACAUUACCCAGGUUGAAGGAGACAAGAGUGAACCACUAAAGGGUCUCCUCACUGACGAGUACUGCCACGUGUGUGAAGCUGUGCUCUUGUUUGAAUCUCAGCGGCUGUCCCACUAUGAGGGAAAGAAGCAUGCUCAGAAAGUCAAGGUGUACCUGCAGGCCAAGAGAGCAGAGAAGAUGAACAAAGAGUCUACAGGACCUCAGUGGACCAUAACUACGGAUAAAGACCGUUUCUGUGAGCUGUGUAAUAUGGUGUUCAGUUCCCACGUGGUGGCAAGAUCACACUAUGAAGGCAAAGUCCAUACAAAAAACCUUCGGAAACAAGGCCUUCACCUACCAGAAAGAAACACAGAGGUGCAUACUUUGCCGAGCCUCGCUCAGGAUCCUGAUCAUUCUGAGCAGAAGUCGUCCCCAGAGGGUGGUACGGAGCAUCUUCUGGACCCAGCAGCCACCACGGCUACUACAAGCACAGAGGUGGAUCUAAAGGACCCUAACAAAUACUGUGCCCUCUGUGCUGCCUCCUUCAACAAUCCCCAGAUGGCCUUGCAGCACUACAAUGGACGCAAACACCAGAGGAAUCAGGCCAGACAGGAGCUGCUCAAAGAGCUGGGAGACGACGCACAACAAGCUGACUCCCUGAUGUGUCACAUGUGUAGUCUGCAGUUUAACUCUGUGGAGAUGUACCAGGCCCACAUGCAGGGAAACAAACACCAGAUCCGGGAGAAGAAGGUUGUUGACCUGUGCAAAUCCCAACAAAAAGUCUACAGCACGUUUGCAGAUGAACUGGCAGAUUACAUUCAGGUGCAGAAGGCUCGUGGAGUCAAGACCAGUCAAGUCCUCCCUCAGGGCGAUACACAGAAAGAAGGUGAAGAUGAUGAAGAAGAACAGGAAGGAAUAAAUGAGGGGGGCAUGAUAGAACCGAAUAAACUUAUGCACAACCCUCCUCCCACUUCCAACCCUCCUCAUCCCUCCCGCCCUGGUUGUUACUACCCAACUGAAACGUGGCAUCCCUCAUAUCAGGGCCCGCCCUGGGCAUCCCAUGGCUGGAACUACAACUACCCUCCCCCAGUCCUCCCACACUCAGGUUCUCCACAGUUAGCCAGUCGGCCCAUAAAGAGAAGGAAGCACAAAAAACAGUCAAGCUCCUCAUCAUAUUCUACCUCGUCAUCAGACUCCUCCUCAUUUUCCUCCAGCAGCAGUAGCACAAGUGACAGUGAUGACAGUGAAUACAGGCGCAGAGAAAACAGGAGGAUUAGAAGAUCCAGGAGGGAAAGAGGCGGGAGGGGAAGAGAUGUGGAGUCUGACAAGGAGGAGAGCAGGAGGAGGAAACGCCGGAGGAGGGAAAGAGACAACGCCUCAGAAGAGAGGAGAAGAGAGCAGUCUGUGGAGUCAGAGGAGGAGGAGGGGAGGAGGAAAAAGCUCAAACAUCACGGCAAGCGGAGGCGAACAGAGAAAAAAUCCCCGGAAGAGAACUUUGAGGCAGAAAGUAGAGGAAGGGUGACGGACAAAUUGAAGCCAGAGGACGUGACGGAGAAUAGAAAAGAGACUGAAUUACAUAUCCAGGCUGAAAUUAAUGUUGAGCAGCGGGAGGAUGAACAGGAUGAGCAAGCCAGACCCAAAUGUAGGAAAGAGAAGAAGAAGACGAAAGGCAAAGUAGACACAAGGACAGAGGAGGAGAAGCUUUGGGACGACUCCAUUCUGGGUUGUUAGACUCGGAAUAGACUGAACAUUUUAGAAUUAUUAUGAGCAUGACAUGGACAUUGAAAUGUCAGAUACUGUGCAUAUUAAAGUUAUUGAAGUAAACUUAAUAGCAGUUAAUUAAUGCAUUUUCAUGAUCUGCUCUGAUAGCCUCAAAGUGUUGUUUUCCAUUGGUGUGCUAGCUGGCUAGCCAUGUCAGUAUUUGUAAGGAAUGAAUGUACUCCCCUUUAAAUCAGUGUGUUUGGAGGAGUUUCAGUUUUACUUUUCACUACAACAUCUAAUAAUAUCUUUAACUAAAUUAAUGUAUACAGCUAAUUGUUGGCUGUAGUGUUUAGAUCUCUUAUGUUCUUGCCUUUUAUGUGAAACUAUCCUUAAGCCCUCUUAACAGCUUAACACAUGAGAUUGGUAAAUUAUUUCUAUUAUGAACGUGUGCUUUUGGUCAGGUUGUGAUCCCUUCAGCAGUCUGUGGUUGGCGCUGUUGAGCUUUAUUCAGCACAUCAGUGAAGCAAUUAAAAGCCCAUAGAUGUUGGAAA
Messenger RNA from Stegastes partitus (bicolor damselfish), 2358 nucleotides. It is a transcript of the gene zmat1, whose product is annotated as zinc finger matrin-type 1. The transcript has 7 exons. Gene Ontology annotation, molecular function: zinc ion binding; nucleic acid binding. NCBI's taxonomy places the organism in Eukaryota, Metazoa, Chordata, Actinopteri, Pomacentridae. The coding region runs from base 8 to 1837 and encodes 609 amino acids. The record is from RefSeq and is a predicted model, not a curated record.